Messenger RNA from Pogoniulus pusillus (Red-fronted tinkerbird), 678 nucleotides. Its product is annotated as G1/S-specific cyclin-E1-like. NCBI's taxonomy places the organism in Eukaryota, Metazoa, Chordata, Aves, Piciformes, Lybiidae. Gene Ontology annotation, cellular component: nucleus; cyclin E1-CDK2 complex; cytoplasm. The record is from RefSeq and is a predicted model, not a curated record. Gene Ontology annotation, molecular function: cyclin-dependent protein serine/threonine kinase regulator activity. Gene Ontology annotation, biological process: G1/S transition of mitotic cell cycle; regulation of cyclin-dependent protein serine/threonine kinase activity.
AUGGUACACCUAUGUGGAAGGGAUUGCACAGCUCAUGCCGUUGAGAGAAGGGCCCACAAAGCUGUGCAAGCUACAGCAGCCUAUAAACCCAGACAGAAUGUUGUAAGAACAGUAUUGCAGCUUAUUGGUGUCUCUUCUUUAUUCAUAGCAGCAAAGCCUGAGGAAAUUUAUCCCCCAAAGUUGCACCAGUUUGCUUAUGUUACAGAUGGAGCUUGUACAGAAGAUGAAAUUCUCAGCAUGGAACUGAUCAUUAUGAAGACUCUUAACUGGAACUUAAAACCACUGACAGUUGUAUCAUGGCUAAAUAUUUACAUGCAAGUUACAUAUUUAAAUGAGCUUUAUGAGGUAUUGCUGCCACAAUAUCCACAGCAAAUGUUUGCACAAAUAGCAGAGCUCUUGGAUCUAUGUGUGUUAGAUAUCGGAUGCUUGGAGUACACGUACGGAGUACUUGCAGCUUCUGCUUUGCAUCACUUCUCCUCAUCUGAGCUGAUGCAGAAAGUUUCAGGCUAGGAACGGUGUGAGAUAGAGGAAUGUGUAAAGUGGAUGGUUCCAUUUGCGAUGCCUUUAAGGGAAGUAGGAAGCUCCAAACUCAAACACUUUAGAGGUAUUGCUCCUGAAGACUUGCACAACAUACAGACACACAUAACCAGCUUGGAUUUGCUGGACAAAGCUCUAUGA